AUGGCGGAGAGUGAUGGACGGAGGAUCGGAGUGGCGGUGGAUUUCUCGGAGUGCAGCAAGAAAGCUCUGAACUGGGCGAUUGAUAACGUGGUUCGCGAAGGCGAUUAUCUCAUCCUCAUCACCGUGUGUCAUGAUAUGCAUUACGAGGAAGGCGAGAUGCAGCUCUGGGAGACCGUUGGAUCACCACUGAUUCCGGUAAGUGAGUUCUCUGAUGCUGCUGUGAUGAAGAAGUAUGGAGUGAAGCCAGAUGCUGAAACCCUUGACAUUGCCAACACUGCAGCUGCCAAGAAAUCCAUUACAGUAGUGAUGAAGAUAUACUGGGGAGAUCCUCGUGAGAAGAUAUGUGAAGCAGUUGAACAUAUUCCUCUCUCAAGCCUUGUCAUCGGUAACCGAGGCCUUGGUGGCCUCAAGAGGAUGAUAAUGGGAAGUGUAAGCAACCAUGUUGUGAACACCGUGAAAUGCCCUGUGACCGUCGUCAAGGCUCACGCCUGA
Molecule: messenger RNA, 492 nt
Organism: Microthlaspi erraticum
Lineage: Eukaryota; Viridiplantae; Streptophyta; Magnoliopsida; Brassicales; Brassicaceae
Source: the annotation of a GenBank genome assembly